This is a messenger RNA of Blepharisma stoltei, 441 nucleotides long. The record is from the annotation of a GenBank genome assembly. Lineage: Eukaryota; Ciliophora; Heterotrichea; Heterotrichida; Blepharismidae.
AUGGAACUCUUUAUGGCAAUGAGAAAAUAUAGAUGCGAAAAAGGAUAUUUGAAGCUUAUUAGCAGGACUGCUGAUACGAUGUAUAUAUUAGGCUUCCUUAAGAGUCUGAAACACAUGACCAUCUGAAAUUUCGUUUUGCUAUAUAAGCACUCAGAAAAUAACCUGCGCAGCAAGUUAAUCUUCUUUUCCAUCUUCUUCUCUAUCUUCUACUUAAAUUUUUCAUCUUCCCGAUCUUCAUAUCGAUUCUUCUUUAUUAAAAAAUCUUCAUCAUCAAUCCUUUCAUUUACUUUGUCCCAGAACUCUUGGUGCCAGAAUAGUGCGCCAUUUUUGGAAUCAAUGCUGUCUAUUUAUUCUCUGAUACUGCAAAAUUUCUGACUGAUUGCCAGAAACUUUUUCUCAUAUCAAUCAGUCCAGCCUAUUGUCUUCCAUUGAAAAUAUUAA